Messenger RNA from Oncorhynchus tshawytscha (Chinook salmon), 5259 nucleotides. RefSeq lists its product as uncharacterized. NCBI's taxonomy places the organism in Eukaryota, Metazoa, Chordata, Actinopteri, Salmoniformes, Salmonidae. Gene Ontology annotation, biological process: intracellular protein transport. Gene Ontology annotation, molecular function: phosphatidylinositol binding. The transcript is spliced from 7 exons. The record is from RefSeq and is a predicted model, not a curated record. The coding region runs from base 229 to 2292 and encodes 687 amino acids.
UCUAUGUACUUUCUAAGACCUUCGUGACAUGACAUCAUUUGUACAAAAACCUCUGACUCAUGAAUAGCUCAGCAGAGUUAGAUAACGUUUGUUAUAGCUGUACUUCUUACAAACUAAAUAGCUAAUUAUUGCUAGCUAAUUAUUUGUGGCUCUUUCAAAACAAGUUUUUAAGAAGACGUGAUACCCUGACUACAAUUUAGAAAUGUCUCCUGUGCAGCCUACAUAAGGAUGAUGAAGAAUCACGAAGAAGAUGAAUUUGUUGCAGUGCGGGUCCAAGACCCUCGGGUUCAGAAUGAAGGCUCUUGGAACUCGUACGUGGACUUCAAGAUAUUCCUUCACACCAACAGCAAGUCCUUCACUGCCAAGACGUCCUGUGUGCGCCGGCGCUACAGUGAGUUUGUCUGGCUCAAGAAGAGGAUGCAGAAAAACACUGGCUUGGUACCUGUCCCAGACCUGCCCAGCAAGUCCUUCUUCUCCUUCAGUAGUGAGGACUUCCUGGAGAAGAGGAGGAAAGGCCUGCAGUGCUUCCUGGACAAAGUGUGCAGCAUGACAGUGUGUCUGUCAGACAGCCAGCUCCACCUCUUCCUGCAAACCCAACUGCCGGUUGGUCACAUCCUAGACUGUGUGCAGGGCCACACCCCCUACACUGUGACAGAGGCCAUCCUCACCUAUGCCUCGUCCAACCAGGGCUGGGUUCAGGAAGAGGAUUCGACCCAGGAGCCUAGUCUCACUCCAGUUCCUUAUGAGUCCCUGGAGAGCCCUGCCCCUCAUCUACCUACCCUGCAAUGUCAAGAGCCCCUCAGCCCUGUGAACCUCGCCUCCAGUGAGCCAGAGGGCCUACGGACUGAGAAGUUCCUAGCUGACGCUGAUGACAUAGACACUGUGGAGACCCUUUCCCCAGAGGUCACCCAGGAGGACCGCAAUGUAGUCCAGGCAGAGCCCAUCCUGGAGAUACACAGCCCAGUGGAGACUAUCUUUAAGUGGGGCAGCCAUGAAGAAUCUAUUCCAGAGAGGCUCGACCAUGAGGCGAUGAUCCACCACCAAGGUGAUUGUCAACUGCAGACACCUGUGGAAGUGCACUGUGAAAAGGACACAGGCUUGGAGGAGGAGUGUGUAGUGGAGGUGAUGACUGAGAGGGUCAUUAGGGAGGAGAGCCAUGCUGACAUAACUACAGAGACAAUCCCUCCCAAACAGAGUAACCUAGACCCAGAUAGCCACGAGGAACUGAUCCACCAAGGGGAACAGACACCUGAGGAAGAGGCCACAGGCCUGGAGAAGGAGUAUGUAUCAGAAGAGGCCAUUACUGACACGACUACAGAGACGAUCCCUCCCAAACAGCGUAGCCCAGAGCUAGAUAUCCAUGAGGAAACUCCUGGGGAUGGAGUUCGAGAUGGAGAUGGAGUUCUAGAGGACCUUAGCCUUGCGGAGGAAGCUCAAGAAAGCAUCAGUCAUGAGAAGACAACCUCGGAAGGGGACAGCAACAAAGACACAGUAACAGCCAUUGAGCUGGACAGCCAAGGGCACAUGGAUGAGAUUAACUCCCACAUAGAGAUCAGCCUAGAGGAAGAGUGUCAUGAGAACACAUCAGAAGAGGUGGAACGUGUUGAUGACUCAACCCAAAGGGUAGAAAGUGGAGAUGAGACAACCCAGAAGAAGAAGGCUCCCUUGGACAUUCAACAAGUAGAUGAUCAGCUGGACACAACCCAAGAGGUUGAGAUUGAUGAGGAAAUUAAUGGAAAGGAUGGGGAGAGUCUUGGGGAUGGGGCAACAACAUUUGAUGGGAGUAGCCAUAAGGAGAGCGACAACAAGGAUUCUGCCAAUAACGACAAUCCAAUACAAGAGAUGAAUGGCUACAUGGAGACAGCUCCCGAGAAGGAAAAUCACCAAACAGACUGCACAGAGGCAGAAAAGGCCUUCAACAACUCAGACACUGUAAUUCUCGAAACUAACCGAGGUCCCUCACAUGAUGAAAUCACAUCUGAGGUAUCCAAAGCUCAGGGGACCAAUGAUGUCAAAGUCAGAGAGGACAGGGAUAUUUUGUACAUGGUCAACAGUUGCUCAGCAAAAACCCUAGAGAAUGAAUCUUCAGAGCUAGUGGGUGAUGGAGUUGAGCUAAAGGACAUGAGAAUCCAAGAGAGCAGUCAUCUGGAGUCUGAGGGCCACUGUACAGAGCAGAACAUCUCAUUAGCCCAGGAGGGUAAUACUGAGGCCUCAGAAGUGAGCCAGGAAUGGGAGGCCCAUGGGUUCACUGUUGCUACAAACCAGACUGUGAGCCCAGAGAUGGAGCCCUAGAUAUUAGGCUGCUGCAUGCACUCUGAACGUGAACAAUGGAUAGUGGGAUGUCUUCUGCCAAAGACAGAACCAGUCUUUCACUCACCCUGCACGCCUAUUCUCACACUCCAGCUGAGCUCUGCUUUGCUUGCGUUGAUGAACUUCCUCUGUUGGGCAGCAGAGAGUGCUUAAAGUCACAGUAAUACUUGAGUCUAUGGGUGAGAAUUUCCCCAAGCUGACAAGUCCAGUGUAUCACGCUUCGUAUUUGGUCAUUGACUUUCCUCAAGUCUGGCACUUUCAUGUGUUCCUCUGUAUACCCUGUGAACUUGUGCCUAUAAGGGAAUUAGUCCAUUUAAACUCAACCGGCUGUGGUGCCCCAAUGGCAUUAAUGUGACGAUUAUUUUGUCCGUUAAUCCACAUGCCGUAACACUGUAUGCUUGACUAUGAGGGGCAAACAUGUCCCAACCUGCCCCAAGUCCCUCUGAUGCAUGUGCCCAUCUGAACACCUGCCUUGAUGAAGCAAAACACCCUUCAACUGAUCAGCAGCAAAACCGAGGCCCUGCUUGUUGGCACCCACUGUCAGGUCCAGCACUCACCAAUAACACACCUCACCAUAGCAGGACAGAACACGCCUCUCUCCCCCUCAGUUUCCAGUCUGGGUGUAAAAGCUUGAUUCCUCCCUGACCUUUGACAGCCACGUCAAACAACCGCGUAAAGCGCCAUUCCAUCUCCUCACGGCUGAACUACCUCGACACACUCUUCAUCGGGAACCCAGGCAGGAGUCUCCAAAAGCUCCAGUACAUCCUGAACAGAGCUGCCAGGAUCCUGAUGAGAGUGCGGAAACGCCAUCACAUCAACCCCAUCGCGGCAUCUCUCUGCACUGGCUCCCCAUCUCAUUACGGAUUGAAUUCAAAACCCUCCUGCGGACAUUCCCGUGUGUUCAUGGCAAUGCCCCUCCUUUAUCUAAAAAUAACUACUAUCCCUCCAUAACCCCACCUGCACCCUUAGGACAAGCGACUCCACGCCCCCAGGACCAAGCUCAGCUUCUUAGAUAAGGAAAGCUGGGCUUGUCCUUGUCCCUUGUAGCGUCAACUGUGUUCUUUGAGUCAGUUGCCUGGUCUAGUUGUCCCAAAAAACGUUAUUUGUUUUUAAAUUUAUUUAAUGCACUUUGAGAUUAUUCUGUAUAAUGAAAGUGCUUUACAAAUGUAAUUUAUUAUUAUUAUGUGAUCCAUAACUGUCGCAAGGAAGUCGUGAUUACGAAUUUGAAGUCCGUGAAAAGUUGUGUUGCUAUCAACUUUGACUGUGUUUUAUUAAUAACUUCCAGCAAAAAGUGUCAUCCUGCAUGCAUUCCCUUUGCUGACGUGGGUGAUUUCUUGGUUCAGCUUGGAUAAACAGGGAUGAGGGUCGUUCCACCUCAAAAAGCACAAGUAAGAGGAUUUCGACACCCACCAUCUCAGAUUGUGUUGUAAAUCGUUUCUGUAGUUAGAAACAGAUCAGAUUAGCGUUCCUGAAACAUUAUUUUGUUGAAAUAUAUAUAAUAUAAUUUAAUAUCUGAGAAAUUAAAAGCCCAAUGCAGUCAUGUUUAUCUCGGUAUCAAAUAUUUUCUGGGUAGCAAUUAAGUACCUUACUGUGAUUGUUUUAAAUUAAAAUGGUAAAAAAAUAGCUCCUUAGCAAAGGAGCCAUUUCUCAAGCAAGAAUUUGGAGAGUGGUCCCAGUGGGGAGGGAAAAACUGAAAACUAGCUGUUGGCAGAGGUGUUUGGAACUCUUUCUUAUUGGUCUAUUAACUUAAUUACCGCCUGGUGACGUCACCAAGCAGGCCUAAACUCCAUCCCAGGCUAAUCUUUUCAAACAGCUCUUACACUAAAAGGCCAUUAUCAUUUUCCGUGUUCUUCCAACCUCAUAGUGUAUUAUUCUAACCUCAUAUAUUUGACUGCACCCCCGCCCACAACAAGUAGUGUUCCAAGCUGCAGCUCCAUACUGCUUGUCAGACAUAACUGAUACUGGUUGUUGGGGUGGGAGGUGUGUGGGGGUUCCAUUGGUGGCUAUUUACCACUUUAAUGGAUUCUUCAUGUCUUGGAUUGGAUGGAUGUACUAUAUUUUUGAAUAUGAUGUGAAUCCUAAAAAUGUUAAGGGCCAAUUUGGGUGCCAACAAUUAUCUUACAUUGUCAGAUCAAAUUAAAUGUCAAUGAAAUAAUGUUGAAGUAUUGCUAAUCUUAUCUAUUUCUAAUGUUCUGAAAUAGUUUCUGUAAAUCUGAGAUGGUGGGUAUCAUGGCUUGCCAUGUUAGCCAAUUGAGCCGAAGGCUGCAUGGACCCUAGCUUUACUAAGCUCUCUGUCCUCGGGGUGGAGUUAGUUACAGUAUAUAGGUAUAGUAAACGGUACUCAACACUGGUAUCUUUGUAAAUUGUCAACAUGUUACACCAAUGCUGUCAGAGCGAACAUAUGCUUUUAGUGUCUUCCCAGGGAUGCUUCAUUAUUUUAUUUCAAGAUGAGCUGUUUGUAUUUUUCAACACUGAGAAAAGGGACCAUUUUAUUAUUUAUGUUUUGUGUGGGCAGACAACUACAUUUAGAUACUUGUAGUGCAUUUGAAAUUAUGACAGGAUCACUGUUCUACUGGGUAUGUGGAACAUGAUGUGGGGUAGGCUACUAGAGGAAGCAUAGAGUGCAGAUUUAACUAUAGCCAACCUUCUGUUAGACCACAUUGUCUGGUAACAUUUCUGGUAUCAUGCUUCCCUUUAUUCUUUCAUCAGGCUAUGUUUGUUCCCAUAUUCUGCAUUUUAACAGUUGCAUUAGUUAUUUUAAGUGGUAGAUGGUUCCCAGACACAUGGUUUUAGAUUUUCAAUGUUAUGUAUUUUAGACACAUGCAUUUACACGGGCAAUAUUAUACCAAUGAUCUAAAAUAGUCAACAACAACCUAGGAAUGCACCUAUUGACAAUGUUUUAUUUUUAAUAUCAUUUUAAUUGGAAAUAAAAUGAUAGUCCCCCCCACA